AGCCUCUCAUGGAUGGUGCCGGAGGGGGUGAAAGCGGAUUAGCGGGCUAUAUACCAACAUACGAUUUCAACAAACGUGAAGAUUACGACUAUCACGUAUCUUACGACUAUUUAGGAGGUCAAUUGGGCAGAGAUUUGCUGUCUGAGAAACGAAAAAAGGAAAGGAAAAAAGGAAGAUAUGACAUGAGACCUGUGAGGGCUCCCGACGACGAGGUGUUGAGAAAUCGGAUCGUGAAGACAGCAGAAUUCGUCUGUAAGAGCAAGAACCCGGAGGGAUUAGAGAACAAAAUAAAAUCAUCGAAGGAUCCUAAGAUGCUCUUCAUUCGAGAUGAGGAACAUGAAGCUCAUCAGUACUAUCUCUGGGCGAAGCAUUGUAUCAAUCGGGAGGUUAAAGACUGGGAGUUGAUUACUCCCGAGAAUGAGAGUGCCAAGCGUAAACAGCAACAAACGGAGGAACUCAAAGACACUGAAGCUAAUUUUUCUAUCGGUACUCGUGUGGAGGUACUAGGGUUGAAGAGUAAGCCUGAGCUCAACGGCACUUCUGGUACCGUGGUGGGCAAGAACAGUCGUAGUGGUAGGUUCGAGAUCAAACUGGAUAAGACUGCUUCAAUUAUGGCUAUCAAACCGGAUAAUUUGAUGUAUGCACCUGAGACGGCUGAGGAGGCGGCUGAGAGAAAGAAGAAACAGAAAGAGUCCGGGAUACUUCCUGAUGGAUGCGCUGUUCAUGUUGCUGGUCUGAAGAGUGCUAGUGCAACUUGGAUAAAUGGGCAAUACGGAAUCGUAGUUGGAUGGAAUAGUGAUAAGAAGCGUUACGAUGUCAAGCUCAACUGCGAUGGGUCUAUCAAACAACUGAAACCAGAGAAUGUACGAGUGAAGUUGCCAGAGGGAUGGACUGAGUAUUGGGAUGAAGAUCAGCAGCGGCACUACUACGUGGAGAAUGCCACUAAAAAGGUUACUUGGAAGCAUCCCGUGUUCAGUACCGGGGAGGCAGAUAUAGGCUCCAAGCCAGUGAUGGAGGAGCACGCGGCGUUUGAAGAAGAGGAUGGUGAAGCCGGUCAGGGAGACGACACAGGCGAGCCCUUAUCAGAGUCUGAAGAUUCAGAGUCGAGCGCGGAUGGUCUUGAAGACGAAGAAGCCGCGCGUGACCAGACAUCAGGUCUUGGAGCUUUUGAGCCUAAGUAUAAGAAGGUGCGAUAUACGGCCGAGGGAUAUGAUCCCACUAAGACGAGGAAUGAUCCAACCCUGAAGACGUUGCCAGCACUCCGAGAGAGGCUGAAUAAGAUCCGUGCUCAUCUACUUCCUGAUCACGCUGAUGCAGUUCGACCGAUUACUCCAACGGUUGUGAAGCGCAAUAUGAAGGGUCCUGUACUCUGCACCAAGCUAGAGGGAUUGAUGAAGGAUAUCAACGAACUAUCUACUCCGCUACAGUCCACUGGCACACACUGGUCUCAGUUGACUCCGUUGGGGUGCGAGUUUGCUGAUACCUUCUUGGUGGCUGUGGAGCUGCAGAUGAACGAGCUAGCCUUACAGACUGCGAUAAAGACACGACUGCAAUUGUUGAAUCGUAUGCUCCUGGCGCUGCAGAACUCCAAAGCUCCUACGGAACUUCAGCCCUAUGUAGAUCAAUCCUGCGGAGCCCUGAAGAUGAUGUUCUUCUAGCACCUGUUUCA
Molecule: messenger RNA, 1669 nt
Organism: Perkinsus marinus ATCC 50983
Lineage: Eukaryota; Perkinsozoa; Perkinsida; Perkinsidae
Exons: 18
Coding region: 9-1658 (549 amino acids)
Biological process (GO): RNA processing
Molecular function (GO): RNA binding; protein binding
Source: RefSeq, a predicted model, not a curated record